Stylophora pistillata is the source of this 4576-nucleotide messenger RNA. RefSeq names its product A disintegrin and metalloproteinase with thrombospondin motifs 12. Lineage: Eukaryota; Metazoa; Cnidaria; Anthozoa; Scleractinia; Pocilloporidae. The record is from RefSeq and is a predicted model, not a curated record. Gene Ontology annotation, molecular function: metalloendopeptidase activity. Gene Ontology annotation, biological process: extracellular matrix organization; proteolysis. Gene Ontology annotation, cellular component: extracellular matrix.
CUUAAUGCUGACCGCGCUGGGCUUCGUCUCGAUAUUAUCUUGUUUCAAGCCACUGUAUUACGUUUUUUAACCAAAACAUUCGCGUCUCCAGAAUCAGCGAACUCAAUUCAAGGACACCGGAGGGAAAUUGUGAGGAAUCUCACUGCCUCGGACGAGCGUUUCAUGUCAUCGUCAUGAUUGUUAUGGUUACGGUAACAUCUUACGACUUAUGGUCGAAUCUAGCUCAGCUUUAGACGCGAUGAAGGGUAUACAUAGACGAACGAUUUCGCGCUCUAUAGUCAGGUGAAGUGUGGUCUUUCGAGUUCCAGUCUGUAUCCGUUAACAGAUAUGUCAUGUCGAGGCUUGAACAUGAAACAUAAAAUGAAGGGGAACACAAAAUUAUUUGACAAUUGAUAUGUGCAAGACAAACAGAGAGUGAAAUGAUUAGAAUAUUAACAUUGCAAUUAUAAGGUGAUAAAUAUCGUUUUUUUGAUAGUGGUUCAGCAUUUUUAUCGGCGUCCACAUGUGAUUAAUGCUGGUGCUAGAAGAUUCCAAAGUUUUCCUUUGUUAGGUAGGCUACGUGCUCGGGAUGAAGAAGGCUGAGAGCCUUGCUGGCUAAAAAUAGCAACGGAAUGAGUGUACAAAAUGCGAUGUCCAUCGUUCAAUUUGCUUGUACUCGUUUUUGCGAUGCUUCUAUCCAUUGAUGUUGUCCUAGCAAGAAAAUAUAAACAGCAUCUCCACCAUCACAUGACCAGGAGAGAAAUAGAGCGUUACUUUGGCGUCAAGGAUCAUACAAAAAUUCCUGAAUACGAUAUCAUUACGCCACAUCAAACAGACGUUGUUGGGAGGACUAUGUCUCCCCUUCGCAUCAGAAGAGACGCGGGUCAUUCAGAUGUUUUACAUUACGAAGUCCACGCGUUUGGUUCCAAAUUACGGCUUAGAUUGAAGCGAAACACUAAUCUUAUGACAUCAAACUUAGUAAUUGAAAGACAUCACAGAGAGGGAAUGGUAACGACUCAAUCUGCACCAAAAAACGAAUAUUACUUGGGGCAAGUUUUGUCCGAUCCAGAUUCCUUGGUGGCCUUGAAAAGCGAUAGAAGCCUGAUGGGUAUGAUCAGGACAUCUCGAGAAACUUUGUUUGUACAGCCACUCUCGCUAAAAUGGGCCAGGAGAGUAAGGAGAAAUGCAAACUCUGUACCACACUUGAUUUACAGAAUUCCGAAAGAAGAAGCAGUUCCCUGUGAGGUGCAGUCAACAGGAAAGGAUCGUGUUGAAAGAUCUACACAUAGUAGGAAAACUCGUGCAGCAAGCAACUAUAAGUUCCUUGAAGCAGCGUUAAUUGUUCCUAAAACCUACGAAGAGAAGUAUGGAACAAAUCAAUUUGCCACAAUACUUCUCACUAUUGCCAACAUGGUCGCUGCUAUGUAUCAAGAUCCCAGUAUAGGAAAAAUCAAGGUCUAUUACGUGGUUACCAAGAUCAUUGUUAUGGAGUCAACAGUAACACUGGCUAAUUUUAGCAAAAUAGACAGCAAUAGCAAGAAGCUGACAAAGAUGUUGAAAUGGGCGGGACCUGCAACACUAAAAAGUAAUGGCGAUCCGGAUCACUAUGACGUGUUCAGUUACGUGUCAGAUUGGAUAAAAGUCGGAGGUCUCGCAAUUGCUAACAUGAUGUGUUCCAAGUCAGGCUGGAAUGGUAACGUCAACGCUGAUGUUGGUCUUCAAACUGCACUUCACGUCGCACACGAGAUAGGUCACAACCUUUUCCUUGAUCAUGAUAAAGAUGUAGGGUGUCCUCAGCAUCAAUACAUUAUGGAUGCUACUUUACCGAGUGGUAUCUAUGCAGCCACCUGGUCGAAUUGUUCUCGGAAGAAACUUGAAGAAGUCUUGGGAAGUGGUAAGUCCUGGUGUUUAGAUAACACACCUGUCGGCAGUUUUCCAACCCUCAAACCUGAGUAUCAUGGCAAACUUCCCGGGGAAAUCUUUGACGGGGACGCUCAGUGUAGAAUGCAGUACACCGAUGAUUACAUAUUGUCACCCUAUCAAAAGGGAGUAUGCGAUAGGUUAUACUGCUUUAAUCCUAAAGGUGGAGCUCAGCUGAGCCGAUUGACACCGAUAGCUGAUGGAGCACCAUGUGGAGAACGUGAGUGGUGCAUAAGCGGCAAAUGUGUAGACAAUGGUAAACCAAGAAUUCACGGAGGGUGGAGUCGGUGGUCUGGUUACGACCUUCCAUGUACACGGCCAUGUGACAGCGGAGUCACGUACAGAACCCGUACUUGUACAAACCCUGCACCAUCUAAUGGCGGGAAAUCCUGCGUGGGAAUAAGCAAGGAGUGGAAAAUUUGUAAUUCGAAGCCCUGUCAAGAAGGAGCGAAAACAUUCAGAGAAGAGCAGUGUUUGAGGAAGAGACCUGGCUCAAUUCCCUACAUUCAUCCGACCAGAUCCCCUUGUGCAUUAUUCUGUCGUAUCGGAAGCAGUGUGAGUAGCGCAGGUACAGCUGAAGACGGAACAAGUUGUAAAAAAGUCCUGAACACCUAUGAUGUGUGUAUCGGAGGGAUGUGCCGACCGGUUGGAUGUGAUCACGUUCUGGAUUCUACCACAAUGGUGGAUCGUUGUGGCAAAUGCGGCGGGGAUGGUGACGAAUGCUUCGUUACUUCUGGAAGUUACACGGCCUCUUUCACAGUAAAAGGUCUUGAAAAUGCAGAACUCGUUCAAAGACUCCCCAUUGGUGCUUACGAUGUUUCUUUCACAAUGAGGCGAUCAUCGAAAAAUUACCUCGCGGUUCAAGCAGACGAUGGAACAUAUUUAGUGGGCAACGUAAGUAGUUGGGUGCAAGAAGUUUCUGCUGCUAACACCGUUAUCCAGUACACCCGCAAGCAGUCAAAGUUUAAAGUAGAAUUCAAGAUUCCAGGUCCCACAGAUCAGGCUCUGAGAGUAGUGUAUGUUUAUGUCCAAGGUGGAAAUCCAGGAGUAGACUAUGAUUAUAAAACAGUCGUUCAACCUUCCGACACACCGCCUGAGAAUAAAUACGAAUGGAAGGAGACAUCUCCGUGGUCCCUCUGUUCCACAACGUGUGGCCAAGGGGUUCGUACACGUUCAGCGAGAUGUAUACGGUCAGAUGACAAAACACCCGCCAGCGAUGCGGCGUGUGGAGAGAAAAUUGUUAGUGAAUCAUGCCAGGUUAAGGACUGUCCCUCGGAUUGGCACACUACUGAUUGGUCACCAUGCUCCAAAUCGUGUGGCAAUGGGGUACAAACACGUGGAGUUAUCUGCCGUAAGAAGAUCAACCCUACAGAUUAUGGACCAAGCACAAGCUGUGCUGCUAAUAAGAAACCCAGUAUUUCUGAGAAAGUUCAAUAUUGUAACAGCAUCGAUUGCCCGGCUGACUGGGAUACUGAGGAGGGGUUACCAAAAGUAGAAUGCGGAGAGCCAAUUGAUCCAGGGACGCUCUCUUGUUACCGAUUGGAUUACUCUGGCCAAAAAGCCAUGGUGCCGGAUCUACUGUGUCGGUACAAAACCAAGCCGACACGUCUGCCAUGUACAACCACAUCGCGCCCCACAGAACAAGACACGAACCUAGGGAUCCCAGGGAUUCCAACAUACCCCGACGAAAAAGACGGUUCACAAUCAUAUCGAUAUCACUCUUCAAUAUUUAUCAGCGUAUUGGUUCCUGUGCUUCAGAUUUUACUGCAUUAUUGUAAUCUGGCAUAGGUGACAUUUCCUGACGCCUGUCCCUGGGGAACUUUGAUUGUAAAUUGUUAGAGGUUCCUUUUUGUUCAAUGCCAAAUGGCUCUCUUUCUUCGGGUGUGAUGAAGGACGCUUUGGUACUUAUGAUAAUGAUGUUGAGUAUGACAGUACGAUUUUCUCAAUGUUCAAUCAUUGCGAAUGUCCUUAAACAUCCUUUAAAGAAGUUAAAUGCAAGCUGCACCGUAGAUGUCUGUUAGCAUCCCAGCUAAAACGACUACGGAACGCAGCAAAAUGAUCCGUCAACAGGGUUUGCUAUGAUAAUAACGCUUUUAGGUCUUCUCAUGGAGACCUCAACGAGUGUUUAACUGAAUUUCAGUAUAAUAACUGUUAUUUUGUUAUUAAAGCUGAAAGGUGCUGUUUUACAGUUCUAAACGCCACACACAAACACCUCAGCAUGUAAGCGUUAAUCUGCCCAACUUCCUUCCAUGAAAGAUUUUGAGACAGAGAAUAAGUAACAAAGCUUAAUGCGAGUGAAAGAACUAACCAGGACGACUCAUAUCCUGAGUCAAAUCCCACUGAUUGGCAUUUAGGAAAAAAAAUAGUUUAUCAUUUUAGGGUGUGUAUAACUGAUAUUCUGAACGGAGUUUUUACUAUUCGAUAGUUAACUAGACAUUUUAGACCGUCGAGGGACGAUCAUUUCAAAAUGAAGUAUGCUGAAAUAAAAUUAACCUUGAGGUCAUUUUUAAAACCAUGUUUAUCGUAAAAUGCUGUUAUACAGUAUGACUAGACAAGUUGUUAUUUGAUUGUUACAGUAUGCUUUAACUGUAAAAAAAUUUGAUUGAAAAUUAUGUUGUGUAGGCAACGCUUUAAGGGAUAGUAUGACAGUUGAAAUAAAGACAGUCGUUGCCCAAAA